Molecule: messenger RNA, 6755 nt
Organism: Pomacea canaliculata
Lineage: Eukaryota; Metazoa; Mollusca; Gastropoda; Architaenioglossa; Ampullariidae
Exons: 5
Coding region: 229-3126 (965 amino acids)
Source: RefSeq, a predicted model, not a curated record
UAUACACUGGGAAUUCCAUCCUCAGAUCGAAGAACGCUUGUGUGACUCGGAAAAUAUUAGCGUGGGUUAAAACGCUCACUAGUAACAGGAAAGAGUUUUCUAUGGUGGCAUGGUUUCGGAAAGAGAAUUAGGUUCAUAGUGUUCAGAUUCUGCUGUGGUUUAUUCAUUUUGAAUAUCAAACAUAGAGAAACAUUUGAUAGAGGUAUGAGGAGAAAAAACAAAAACUGAAUGGCAGGACAUCAGCAGACUGACCAGAUGGCAGCAUCUCUUGCAUCACAAGGAUUACAAGAGGAUGCAGUUCCUUUUAAUUCAACACCUUUGCAUCAAAAUGUUCCCCAAAGAGGAACAGGGAUUGACCUGCAGCAGACAAGGUCAUCCCUAUCAUCAACACCAACUUUUGCUGUACCACCACAAAUGUGGCAUCAUUCGAGGACUGCUAUAUCAUCGAGUCUUCCAUCCCAGAAUAUGCUGACACAAGAAAGUAGAAGUAUUUCUCCAGUUAACCCAAACUCAGGCAGUGAUGCAUUGUCACUGCAGCAAGAUCUUUUGAAGCAAGUUGAUCCAAAAGCUGUAAAGGCUGUAACUGGAAUCAUACCAUCCUCAGGAUCUUCCAUUUCACCAUCAAUGUCAAGCUCACUUACUGACUUGCCUUCCCUGAAAAAGACUCCGUCUUUGAAAGUUGACGAUAUCUCAGAUGAAGACAUUGAGUACUACAAAAAACAGUUUCCAGAGGAUAUUAGAUCAGAUAUAUAUGAUGCUAUGAUCAUUCAUCAAGAUGAAGAUGUACAUGAGGUAUUACAGUUUUUGUCACGAGUUAACAGUGAUGUUCAGCUCAGCCAGGGAGAAAAGCCCAAGGUUGUUCUUUAUACAGAUGUUAGGCCAGAUAUCAAUAAUGCUAUUGGUCAGUUAGACGAGAGCUUACCUUUGUGCACAUAUGUUUUCCUUUAUGUCACCAAAAAAUUCUGUUCAGAUGGUUGGACGGAAUUUUCCAGCCAGACUUGUCUUAUGGAUGCUAUUUAUAAUUCAGAGAAAAAAUGGUCAGUGGUUCCAAUAUUUACUGAACCCAGAAGACAAGCAACCUACAAAAUACCAGCAAGCAUUCGUUCUCUGAAAGGCAUCCAGUACUGGAGUGAAGACAAAUUUUAUGCAGAUUCCCUGCGAAAGUUGUUGGAUGACAAGCUGUAUGUGCGAAAAAGUAAAGAGGUUGAGCUGAAGCAUAAACGAAAAAUGUGGAUCUUGAAGAAAAAAGCUAAAGAAAUACGAGAACAGGACAGAAGAGAACAGGAGACACGGCAUGCAGCAGAAGAAGAGAUGCUUGCACGGUCAUUGUAUGAGAAAGCAAAGGAGAAGAAAGAAAUUCAGCACAUGAAACGCAUACAGCUUCUAGAUCAGUCAGAAAUGGAGCAAUUGUGUCAAGAAUACAGCAGGCAUACAUAUGAAACAGGAUAUCUGCAAUAUCUUUCCAAGUGUUUUACAGCACCAGCUAAUCUUGAUAGCUAUAUGGGUGCAGAUGUUCCACCUGUGUUUCAUUCAAGCCUGAGUAUGCCACACACGUCAGCUGUACAAACCCCUUCAGGCACAUAUCUACCUCGAGAAAUGACACAGAGUCUUGAAGGAACCAGCAGUUACAUCCCACAUUUCAGUGUAAGUAAUUUGUCAUCUGACUCUGGACUUUCAAAGAGCAUGGAUGAUUCAAAUACAUUUCCCUCUUUGACAGCACCACAAGCCCAAAUAUCAAAAUCUGUAGGUACUGAACUGUGUCCUCUAUCUGUAUCAUCAGACCAUUCGAGCCCAUUGUCAUCUGGGUCAGGGUCAACGUCAACGUCACAGAUGCAUUAUAGUAACACAAAAGAAACAACACUGGGUACGGGUAGUGAAUUUGUCCCUAGAGGCAAUGAGAUGGAUAAGCGUUACAAAUAUUUUGAUCUUCCAGCUACUGAUCAUAAUAAAACUGUGGCAAGUCCAGGCAGCAUGGGUGUUCCACAGAGGCUUGGAGGAAACAGCCAAGAAUCCAUCUUGCAUUUAACUGAAGAUACUUCUGCACAGCAGCAAAGAGGGUUAUUACUGCCAGCUGGUCCAGAGAGAUUGUCGGCAAGUCCUGACAUUGAAGAGGAUAUUCCUCCAGCCUCUCGAGUCAGUACUGGCAACCUAGGAGAGGUACAAAUGCUUCAGCAAUUUUCGUCCCUCCGGACAGAAAUUAGUGGCACACAGAUAAACAGUGAUAAUACUGCAUCUGUGCUACCUAGACAAAGUCACUUACCAUCACAGGCUCCAGGGAAUAUCAUGGCUGGUCCCACAAACCCAUUCGCAGAAUACCAACAUGGCCCACAUGUUGGCAGUCAUCAUUCCCCUUUGAUGGCAGCAUCUCAGUAUGUAUCAGGUCUUCAGUACAUACCAUCUGAAAGAUUCCCAACCAGUGCCUCAGUGCCAGGGCAUUAUAACCCUUAUCUUCACUUGGGUCAGCAGGUAAAGGAGGUUCAUCACCACCACUAUGUUAACCCCUAUGUGCCUCCAACUAUCAAUAUCAACAAGGUGGAAAAUGUAAUGGUGGGAGAGACAGUUCAGAUUACCCAAAAAGGCAACAGACGUGGGAGACAUAAGGCAGAUUGUCAGUCACCAGUCAGGGAUAGGGAAGAUGGCUUUCAGGAUACUACACCAGGGGAGUUUGAUCCUGAAGAGCUGGUUUCACGAUGCCCUGACUCUUUGAGCUUGCCAUCAAAUGUGCCCAUCAGUGGACUGACAGGACAUGUCACAGCUGAUAGGAUUCAAAGUCAGCCAGUGUCAUCUAUGACCAGUCCAGAAUUGCAAGGAGAAGGAUCAAGAAAAAACCUUCAGUAUGGCCUUGCAGACCUUCCCAGAGCACAUCCUAGUGUGGGAAAUGGAAGUAUUAGAUAUCCACCUCCUUCACCACACGAAGGAAUACCAGCUGUGGCAGUAAAACCUGUGGCAGUCACAAAACCUUUUAAUUCGUCUGCAGAAAAGUCACAGUGGAGGAGAGAAUAUGAUGCCCAACAUGAGACUGAAGUCAAGAGACCAGGUGAAUCCAGAACAGAAAGUCGAGAACUUGUAGAUAGUAAUAAUAGUGAAACUGAAGAGGAAACCACAUUAAAAAGUAAGAGGACAUGAUGAAUAACGGCAAUUCUUUUUAAAAUUUAAUUUUUUUGUUUGGUGAGGUUUGAGAUGGGAGAGUGGUUCAGUAAUGGUGACCUUAGGGCAGCAUGGCAUGGUAUUAAGAAUAGGUCCUCUGUUUAGCUUGUGAAAUGCUUUUGAAAAAACUGUUGAACUUGAUGUGUUGAUGUGUGUGAUCUUCCCAACAAGCUUAAUUCUUUUUUAUGUUUGCUUUGAGAAACACAACUUCUCUCAUAAUGUUUCCACACUAAAACAGUCCCUGAGGCUGGAUUAGUGAUUGCCCAGUCCUCUGUUGCAAAUCUGUUGAGUUGAGUAAAUAUUAAAUAGGCCAGAUGGGAUUUGUAGACGCACCUUCCAUUCUUGAGCCGAACAAGGGAGCAGAGUUUUACAGCAUGUAUUCCAGCUCUCUGUAGAUUCUGGCCACAUUGCCAAUAUUUGGAGACUUUCACAUACUAUACCUGUCCCCAAAAUCAUUCAGCCCAGUAAACCCAAUGACUUCAAACCAGUCACUCUUAUGUCAAUUAUCAUGAAAUCACUCGAGGAAAUUGUAAAGAGUGAGGUUAUGACUGCUGUUGAUCAAUAUCUUGACCUGCUGCAUUUUGCCUUUAGAGCUGGAAGAGGUGUUGAUGCUCAGCUGUUUAUGAUAAAUACACUGUACAAACAUCUGGAAAAACCUAGAGCUCAUGCCAGGCUUCUCUUUACUGAUUUUUCUUCUGCUUUUAACACUGUGCAACCUUAUUUGUUAGUAGAGAGUAUAGUUUUAGACUUCCAUCUAUCCCACACCAGCUAACUCUCUGGAUCCUGGAAUGUUUUUACAAACAGGCAGCAGAGAGGUUCUGUUAACGAUCUUCGCUCAGAUCCUGUUGUCACCUGUACAGGUUUCUCUCAAAGCUGUUACUUGUCUCCACUGCUUUUCAUACUAUAUACUAACAGUUGUAGAAGCACUAUGGAUAGGAGCUUUCUUACUAAAUUUUCUGAUACACUGCUUUGGUGUCACUUUUGUAUAAUGUUAAUAGUGGCGCUCUUUCUUACUUUGUAUGCUGGUGUGAUGAACACUUCCUUGUCUUGAAUGCCUCGAAGACUAAGAAAUUUAUCUUUGACUUUUGGAUGAACAAGCCUAAGGCAGUCAUCAGUAGUAUCCAUGAUAAUGCCAUCGAGAUAGUCUACAUAAAUAUAUUAAGUGCUAUCUUUGAUAACCAGCUUAAAUGUGAUGUCAACACUGACAUGAUCCUCCAUAUGAGCCAGCAAUGCCUAUGCCUCCUAGGGAAACUUCAGUCUUUCUCUUUCAGCUCUCUCAUUUUCACUUGGUUCUAUUGGUCCUUUGUUGAAAGUUUCUUCACUUUUCUUUCAUAUCUUUGUUUCACAACCUCAUCCUAGGGAACAGGAAUAGUUUUGUCUCCCUUGUUAAUAUCUAUUCCAAGAUCACCAGAACCAGGCAGAAAGACUUGGCAGUCUUAAGUCAUCAGCAAAUUCCUAGGAAGGCAUCUGGCAUCCUCACUAUUCCUGAUCAUGUGCUGGCUGUGGGUACUUGAUGUCUGUAUGCAGAGCCAAUUAUUACAACUCAUUCAUUACACGUGCCAUUCAUUUGAUCAGUUAUACUGGCCAUGAUUUUGUAUUAGCCUGAGGUGACCUAAGGCCACCAACUGUCUCUUACUGUUGCUGGGAGUAUGUGUUUAUAUAAUGUGUGUGUGAGAGAGAAAUUAUUUCAACAUGUGUAUGUUCUUAUCUGUAAUUUGUUAGCAUAUGAGCACUAUCUGAAGUGGCCCUUGUAGAUUAAUAAAGUUAUAUUGGUUGAUUAUCAUGCAAACAAACUGGUGUAGCAUAAUAAAGGGUAGAGGAAAAAUAAUGAUACUAUAUAGGAAAUUGAAGAUUCUUCACCAUCUGCUUUUCCGUGCUGACAAUUUGUAAAGCCACUAGCUUUUUGUUUUUCCUUUUCUGUUUAUGUGAAUAGCAUAUGGUAUACACCAGUUCCCAUCUAUUUAUGCUCACACCAUAAAAAGGUAUUGACAGACAGCAUUGAGCUGCAUGAUGGUGCAUGUUGUUCCCAGCCAAAUGCUGAAUGUCUGUAAACUGCAUGUUGAAUGUCUAUAAAUAUGUGAAUUUGUUAUGUAAAAAAUCUGACAAUUAAAAUUUUUCCACCAUGCAAGGUCAAUUGCAAAAGCACAUACCUUUGAAACUUCAAGAUGAUGCUCUUCUUUUGUGUGAAACUGUCACCAUUUUUUUGUUCUUUCUUUCUUUUUUUUUUUUUGUUUAGUCUGAGCUUGGGCAUUUGUUAAUUUAUUCCAUAGUGAGUGAACUUGGUCUAUGUUGAAUUCAUGUAACAAAUGUUUGUGGGUUUUGUGUUGAUGGAUGCAGUAAAAAGACCCAAUAUUUUCUCAGAGUGGCAGUUUGCUUAUGAAGUUUGGUUUCAAUGGCACUAAGAAAUGUACACUUGUUUCUGUACUAGUUUCAUUCUGACUUCUCUACCUUGUGAAUGGAAUUAAUAAAAGCUUGGAGAUAGUAAUUCUUGUGCAAGACAGCUGUUGACAUUGUUUCUAGAAGGUUUUCAUUUACAAUUUAGAAAACGUGUGCUCAGCUGGCCAUCAACAUUUCAAACUUGAUGGCAGGUCAAGUCUUUUUGGCAUUGAACUAUAAAUUAGUGGGAUAAAACAACUAUUUAAAUUUAUGAUGGCAUUUUUAGAUUUAAAACUUUUACUACCAUCUCUCUCCAAAUAUUGUUUCUGUAAUAUUAUUUGCAAAAAUAUUGGUCUGUAAACAAUUUAAAAUGUUUUUGACAGGCUGGUUUAAAAGCUCAAAAGCUGGCAUUACUUUUUAUGAAUUAUUAGUGUUAUUAUGCAGGCCUACAAUUAUGUAAAGCACAUUGAGUCUGGCUGAUGCUGGAGAAAGGCACUAUACUAGUGUACUAUUUAUUAUUGCUUCCUGCGCUGAUGAAAGAUCAUGCUUAAUUUAUAGAGACAUAAUCUUUAUCUGUUGAUAGAAAUAUUUUUAUUAUUUGCAGUGCAUGCUUGAAAGCUGUACAUAUUUAUGUUUGGCAAAUGCUGAAAUGUUUAUUGAAUGAUUAACUGUUGUGAAUAUUUAUUGUUCAUGUUUUAACAUGAACAAUUACUUUUAUUGCUAUGUUCAGCUGUUGUACAUGAGUAACUCAAAUGUUUACAGUUGCACAUACUGAUUAUAUGCAUGUUUAACAUAUGAGUGACUUAUAGGUCUUACAUUUCUGUGCCAUUCUGCAAUUAUGAUUGUCAGUAUGAUACAGAUGUGGCAUAUUUAGUAUACAGUUGUUAUUUUAACUACAGAAGUCUGUUGUACAGAUAUGGGAGGGGAGGGUAUGGAGUGAUGGGGUUAGCAUUGUGUGUAUGGGUUCAUAUUCAUAGAAGUGGUAUGGAUGAACAUGGUAGCAUAGACAGUAAAGAUGUUGACUUAUAAAACAUUCAUUUAUUAAAUGCUGCCUGAAUUGAGAAAUUUAGGAUGCUUUCAGUGUAAUAUAUGUAUAUACAUAUUUUUAAUGUGUAUAUUAUGGAGAGAAGCAAAGGGUUUAAUGUUAGAAAGGUGAAUUGUGUGUUUCAGUCUGUUACUAAAUGAGAAAAAUAUACCCAAAAAUUUUGAUUAAAAGAAGUAUGAAACAUUCA